Molecule: messenger RNA, 1478 nt
Organism: Magnolia sinica
Lineage: Eukaryota; Viridiplantae; Streptophyta; Magnoliopsida; Magnoliales; Magnoliaceae
Product: UDP-galactose/UDP-glucose transporter 3
Exons: 8
Coding region: 107-1105 (332 amino acids)
Biological process (GO): UDP-galactose transmembrane transport
Cellular component (GO): endoplasmic reticulum membrane; Golgi membrane
Molecular function (GO): UDP-glucose transmembrane transporter activity; UDP-galactose transmembrane transporter activity
Source: RefSeq, a predicted model, not a curated record
AUUUCUUCGUUUUUUUUCUCUCUUUUUUUCUUAAAUUUUUUUUUUUUGCGGGAAAACCCCGCGGAAAAUACUCUCGCUUGGAUUUUCCGGCGAAAUCUGCUGCCGGAUGGAAGGUCAGGGUGCUGGAAUCGGCCGAGUUCUGGUUCUGGCCUUGUGCGUGGCCGGAAUCUGGUCGGCGUAUAUAACGCAAGGCGUUCUUCAGGAAACUCUGUCCACCAAGCGAUUUGGGCCAGAUGGGAAACAGUUUGAACAGCUUCCAUUUUUGAAUCUCGCCCAAAAUGUAGUUUGUUUCAUUUGGUCGCUGAUAAUGAUAAAGCUUUGGUCUGGAAGCAGCAGUGGUGGUGCUCCAUGGUGGAGUUAUUGGAGCGCCAGCAUCUCAAACACGAUUGGUCCUGCAAUGGGAAUUGAAGCACUAAAGUACAUCAGUUACCCAGCCCAGGUUCUGGCGAAAUCCUCUAAAAUGAUUCCAGUGAUGCUGGUGGGCGCGUUGGUUUAUGGAAUUAAAUACACUUUUCCUGAGUAUGUAUGCACUCUCCUUGUCGCUGGUGGAGUAUCCGCCUUUGCACUUUUGAAGACAAGCUCGAAGACCAUAAGCAAGCUGGCUCAUCCAAAUGCUCCUUUUGGUUAUGGCUUGUGUUUUUUGAACUUAGCAAUGGAUGGAUUCACAAAUGCAACUCAGGAUUCCAUAACUGCAAGGUACCCGAAGACAAGUGCUUGGGAUAUAAUGCUGGGGAUGAAUCUCUGGGGUACCAUAUACAAUGUCAUCUACAUGUUCGGUUACCCGCGUGGGGGUGGCUAUGAGGCAGUCCAUUUCUGCAAGCAGCACCCGGAAGCAGCAUGGGACAUCCUCCUCUACUGCCUCUGUGGGGCAGUAGGUCAGAACUUCAUCUUCCUGACCAUCAGCCGCUUUGGCUCCCUCACCAACACCACCAUAACCACGACCCGCAAGUUUGUGAGCAUUGUUGUGUCUUCGCUUCUGAGUGGAAAUCCCUUGUCUGGAAAGCAAUGGGGGAGCGUUGUCAUGGUCUUCAGCGGGCUGUCAUAUCAGAUCUAUCUCAAGUGGAGGAAGCUGCAAAGGCAGCAGAAGAAGAGAAAGCCCAUGUAAGGCUGGAUCAUUGUUGGUGGCAUGAUGCUGCAUUGGUAAGUUGCCUGCGUUAUUGAAGUUUUGAACCAGCACUGCCAGAGGAGGUCUUAGCUGUUGUUUUUCUGUUCCACAGCCCCCAAACAAUCCUUCUUUCAUGUUGUAAUUUUCUGUGAAGUCUGAGAUAUGGGUCCUAAAUUACAGUAAAUACAUAUGCUUAGAAACUGUUUUGUGAGCAAUCUCUACAAAUAUGUAAAAGAUUGUAUUCUAUUGUUAUUGAGAGUGGGCAAACCCCAAUGUAUUCUAUACCUGAUUUUCUUUAGUGGCUCUAUUGAUUCAGACAUUCUGGCUGCUAUGCAACCAUCUUGAAAUACAACCAUGUUGUUAUUUGGAGUGA